AUGAAAUGUCAUGAAUUCUCUGUAAACCUCAUUGUAUAUGUGAUCGUGUACAGAUCAGUGGACAAUAUCGGUGUUGUGACUUGUGCAGGUGAUGUGAAUAACAUCAGUGUUGGAUCCGGGACGAAUAUCCAGGACAAUUCUCUUGUACAUGUUGCAAAAACCAACCUAAGUGGGAAGGUUCUACCCACUAUAAUUGGGGACAAUGUUACAGUAGGUCAUAGUGCUGUCAUACAUGGUUGUACUGUUGAAGACGAGUCCUUUGUUGGUAUGGGAGCUACACUACUCGAUGGUGUGGUGGUUGAGAAGCAUGCCAUGGUUGCUGCUGGUUCCCUUGUGAAACAGAACACGCGAAUUCCUUCUGGAGAGGUGUGGGGAGGAAACCCAGCAAAGUUCAUGAGAAAGCUAACAGAAGAAGAGAUGGCAUAUAUUUCAAACUCAGCAGAUAACUACAUCAAUCUCGCGCAUAUUCACGCCGUAGAGAAUUCAAAGUCGUUCGAUGAGAUCGAGGUUGAGAGAGCGCUUAGGAAGAAGUAUGCACGCAAGGAUGAGGAUUACGACUCAAUGCUUGGCAUUGUCCGUGAAACUCCGGCCGAGUUGAUUCUUCCCGACAAUGUCUUACCGGAAAAAAGUACCGUCAGGGUUCCGACUACUCAUUACUGA
Messenger RNA from Thlaspi arvense, 660 nucleotides. Lineage: Eukaryota; Viridiplantae; Streptophyta; Magnoliopsida; Brassicales; Brassicaceae. The record is from the annotation of a GenBank genome assembly.